This is a messenger RNA of Culex pipiens pallens (northern house mosquito), 5158 nucleotides long. RefSeq lists its product as uncharacterized. Gene Ontology annotation, cellular component: ribonucleoprotein complex. The coding region runs from base 174 to 4241 and encodes 1355 amino acids. Gene Ontology annotation, molecular function: RNA binding. Lineage: Eukaryota; Metazoa; Arthropoda; Insecta; Diptera; Culicidae. The transcript is spliced from 8 exons. The record is from RefSeq and is a predicted model, not a curated record.
CCAAAAAAUGUUGCGGUCCGCGUCAACGAGUUUGUUGUGACAUUAAAAUUAAAUUUUGAUGCCUGCGUCAGGUCUUGUUUUCGCGUUUAUAGAUCACAUUUCGCAACAAAAAGUGGUGAAAAAGUGGAAUUAAUUUGGCGACAGCUAGUCGGAAAUUGCUGAUAAGCUUGAAAAUGGCAGCCCCACCGCCGGCCGAUGGCGGCAGCACCGGGUUCUACGUGUACGUGGGCAACGUUCCGAAGACCGCCUCCGAGGACCAGCUGCGCCGGUUUUUCGGCGAGUGCCGGGGCAUUGUGGCGUUCAGCUUCCGGCUCGAGGACUGCACCUACUGUCCGACCAAGAUCGCCUUCAUCAAGUUUGCCAACCGCGACGACCAGGAACGGGCGUACGGCCUAAACCAGCAGUUCUUCCAGGGCAAGCGGGUGUUUGUGGCCAGCGUCGACUCGGAGGCCAACUUUACGCCCAAGUUUUCGGUGAUGGUGAAGAACUUGAACGAAUAUAUUACCGAGGAGGACAUUUACGAGCACUUUAAGCACAUCGGAACGAUCGAGUGUGUGCAGAAGCCGGCCAACAAUUACGGCUACGUUUCGUUCGAUCGCUGCGAGAGCACUCAGCGGGCGUUGAUCAUGAAGAACCGGAAUCUGAAGGGCGUUGACAUCGAGAUACAGCAGGUGCGGAGGAACAUCUGCAUCCUGCUGGAGAAGCCCACCGGACCGCAGUUCGGUUCGAUCCGUGAAAAGUGCGAGGAGCUGGGACUGCGUUAUGAGCCGGAAUCGGAGUCGGAAACGAAGCUGCUGGUGACCAACAUUCCGCGCCAGGUGCAGGAAGCGGACAUCCUGGAGUAUUUGGGCCGGUUCGGGAAGAUUGUGGACUGGCAGAUGCAAAAGUCGGUCAUCUCGGUGCUGACGAACAGUGCGUGCGUUACGUACAGUGACGCAAAAACGGCUCGCCGGGUGUUUUUGGGAGGACCGCACUUUUUCCAGGGCGUGUGUCUGGAUGUUUACAACCCACGGAUUACGUACGGGGAGCUGCAGUCUACCACGGCCGUGCUCUUAAAACGGACCAACGUUUUUCUCACCAACGACGAGAUCUACCAGGCGAUGAACGAGUGCGGCCGGGUCAGCUACAUCCAUCGCGUCGACUCGACGCGGUUCUGCACGAUCGUGCGGUUCCGCUUUGCGAUCGCGGUUUCGCAGGCCAUGAGGCUGAAGCAGAUCGCCGGGGAAAACGUAUCGGUCGUGCGAUAUACCGAACCGAAUUAUCUAACCGACACGGCACCGGUUCCGGAAGCGUUCCCCAAGAGUGGCGUCCGGAUGCAGAAGGAGGAAGUUUUGCGCCGUUUGGUCGAGCAGGAGGAGCGUGCUGAGCUGUCCCGGCUGCAAACCGUUCCGAACGAAGCGUACGCCAAUCCAGACGGAAAGUUUUACCGGAAUGAAGUGCAAAUAAUGAACUACCCGAUCGGGACGACUCUCGGCCAGUUCCGGGACUACUUCCGCAAGCACGGCACCGUGAUCAACCUGCGCGAGUUCAUCCAGGGCGACUGCAUCGGAGUGGCGAUCGUGAGCUUCGAUACGCGGCUUGAGGCGCGCCGGGCCUGCUCGAUGAACCAGAACUUUAUGAACGGCAAGCGGCUGCUGCUUCACAUGGCCGACGAGAAGCUGUUCCUGGAUCCGGAGCUGUGCGUGGGCGUGAUGGGACUGACGACGGCCACCACCGACGAGCACAUUUACGAUCGCUUCAGCGAGAUUGGCGCCGUGAAGUUUGUGCUGCGUGAAACGAGUGGCCGGGCGAUCGUUUGCAUGGAGCAUCGGCGCUGGAUGGACACGGCCAUGCGCGUAGUUUUGGUGGGAAAGAGCCGAGUUCAGGUGAGCCGAUUGUUUGGCGGCCCCGGCCCGGGCAAUCCGAACGUGCCAAACAAUCAAUUUCCGCCGCGGCAGAAUGGGCCGCCGCCGCCGCCGCAAGGAAACGGCUGGAUGCCCGGGCCCCAGGGGGUUAUGCCGCGGCCAAACAUGAUGCCGCGCGGACCGGCGCCGAGACAGGUGGUGCCGUCACGGCAGAAUUUGCGCCAGGUUGAAAUUAUGCACGGCAACGGAAGGCCGCCGCUACUCGGGCAGGGUCCACCGAUGCGGCCACAGUUCGGCAACAAUGGUCCGAUGAUGGGGCCAAACGGACCUCCGAUGAUGCAAGGGCCGAUGGGUCCAGGACCGAUGAUGCAAGGUGGACCCCGGAUGAUGGGUCCUAACGGACCUCCGAUGAUGCAAGGAGGGCCUAUGCGUCCAAAUGGUCCUCCGAUGAUGGGCCCGAACGGUCCCCCAAUGAGGCAGGGUGGACCGAUGCGCCCGAAUGGCCCAGGACCGAUGAUGCAAGGUGGACCUGGACCGAUGAUGCAGGGCGGACCCAUGCGACCACCGGGACCUAUGGGAAUGGGACCAAACGGUCCGGGACCGAUGGGGCCGAACGGACCUCCGAUGCCAGUCGUAACACAAUCAAUGAGACGUCUUAUGCAGAUUGUUGAAGUACAAAUGAACGGCAUUCAAGCCUUCAGUCAAAUGCCAAUGAUUGAGCAGUUCAACCUGGUUCAUGGAAUCGUGAACCAGUUCAUCAACUUUCCACAGUUUGUCGGUUUGAGCGCGGACGCCAAAAUCAGCUAUCUAAUCAGUGGCGUCAACGGCUUCAACUACGCAAAUUCCUUUACACUCUUCACCUAUCCACAACAGCAGAAGAUGAUUUCGAUUAUUCAAGCAGACUUUCUCAAAACCGUUAGCGCACCGUCGGUUGUGCCCCCAAAUGAGGCACCAGUCCCAGAACAACCCAACCCUUCGCAAGAAAAUCUCGAAAGUAUCAUAGACAACGACGGCGUACUAGCCCCGUGGCAAACCAUGAAAAAGACCAAAGUGGUAAUCACCAACGAGGAAAAGUCUCCAAUCUCCGAAGAAAUAUCCGCUCAAGAUCGCUUCGAAGAAGCCGAACGACUUCGCAACGCCAGCGAACCAACCGAAGAAAAAGAAGAAGUUCAGAUCCAGGAAACUCUUUCCGUGAGUUCCGGCUCGGAUAGCAUCCCACCGGCUCCGGCUCCACCGAUCAUAGACCUCGCCAAGUCCCGUUCCCGGUCAAAAUCGCCCAUGACCCUGCCCACGCAGUACUGUCGAGUGGCCAGACGUCGAAAGUCUCGAUCACCACGCCGAAAGAGCCGACACAGGUCCCGAUCGCCACGCGGUCGAUCAACUUCCCGCGGUCGUCGAUCGCGAUCCCCCAUUCGCGCCAGACGCCGCUCUCCUUCGCCAAGAUCACGCCGCAAGCUCAGCCCGAUCUCUAGGGCUCUCGAGUCCCGUCCCAUCUCGCACAGCAGCCGUCGGCGUCGUUCGCUGUCCAAGUCACCCCGACGGUACACCCGCGAUCGCAGCCCGGCGCGUCGUAGAAGCCACCGGAGAGAUUCCCCGCCAGCCCGGAGGGUCCGUCGAUCGCGGACUCGAUCACCCAGGCCACACCGACGGCACAUUUCACCACCCGUUAGACGACACUCGCCAAUCAGAAGACCUUCCCCGGUUAGGCGUAGAUCUCCCUCGAUCGUGCGUUCCAAGUCACGAUCCCACUCGUUGUCGCCCAUGUGGGACGAGGAGGUAGCGCUGGACGAGAUGAGCCUGGACGACUUUACCCACGAAAGAUCGGCGUCACUGUCGUUGAGUCCCAUUUCUGACCAGGGUUCACCGUUUGAUGAAGACAUUGCCGAUGAUCGUGGCCAUAGCGCAGAACCAAUAGGAUCUACCAACGAUCGAACGCUGUUCGUGAACAACCUACCCUACGACACGACCGACGCCGACCUGGAGGAACUGUUCGGCAAGUACGGCGAAGUCGUGUCGCACCGGUUCGUGGAGCAUCCGCAGAACUUUGAAACGAAACGGGCGUACGUUACCUUCGAUACGCUGGACCAGGCCGUUCGAGGGCUGGAUCUGCACCUGAAGCGGCACCGCCAGCUUCUUCUGCGCGUUGCGUUCGUCAACAAGCGUCAGAUGUGGCGCGCCGGCUUCGCGGUCAAUGUGACCGUUGCGAAAGAUUACAACGAGCUGCCCAUCUACGAGACGUUCAAGAUGUGCGGCGAAAUCACCUGCCUGUGGACGCGGCUGUUCAACACGAAAAAGUACUGCGUGAUCGACUUCAAGCACCGGGACGCGGUUCCGAUCGCGCUAGAGGUGCGCCAGCUGCACAACGGAUGGAAGUGUCGCGUGACGGCGAUUAUCUGAGCCGGGACGGAGUCCUUCCUGACGGAAAAAAAACUAUGGUGAGUAGGACUGUGGCGAGGGUGGUCACGAAUUGUUUGCAAAGUAUUUGAAAAAAAAAACUUUUUCAGAAUGUUAAACUAACAACUGCAUUAAAUUUCCGCGGUGGAUAAGCUAAGUUUAGUUUGUAGCUUAGUUUUAAGUUUGUUCAGGGCUUACAUAGGAAUCGUUUUACUGCAAGUUUCAGAAGACAGGUGGUACAACUGAUGUAUGUAAACAUGAUGUAACAGUAAGGCAUUAAUCACAUUUGAAAACCUUUGAUUCAAUAUUGAGAAACAUAAGAAUAGACAAAAAAGCUUGUAUGAGGAAUCAAUCAGACUUUUCAAUUAUGUCGACUUUGAAUUUUACUUACUAGAACAUUAGAUUAAGAUUUCACAUGUUCAACCUAUCAAUUGUAGUAUAAGAAAUAUCAUUUAUUCUCUUAACAUAUCAGUUUUGCAUUGUUAAGCAUUUUUAAAACUAUCAAUAUUUUUGGCAAAAGAGUCCUAAAAUAAGACGAUAAAACAAAUACUAAGUAGUGGUCUUGUACCUUUCCUCUUACCAUCAUAAAACAAUGUAAUGAUUGUACUGCAAAUUCUUUUCGAAACCCGGGUCUGUAUAACCGUCUAAAUAGAUUAUCCUUUACAUCAAGGCGCAAAUUAAUCGAUAAUUGAAAUUUAGUGAGGGAAUUAUGAUGAUGCAAUGUAGUAACUAAACAACAAUAUAGACAUCCUAUAUAAAUCAUUAAUAGUGCCUAAGUUCGGAUUAAGUUAAGUUGCAUUUAUUUUAGCUUUGGUUGAAAGAGAAUCAAAUUCAAAAUUAGUUGAUAGUUUCACUAUUAAAAAUAUAGUAGUCAGUGGCUUAGUAUUAAAAUGAUAAUAAAUAAAACUUAUAAAAUAAUA